GACAUCAUGGUGCUGGUAGCCUGCAGUUUCCCUGGACCGCUUUCCUGCAGCUCCCCCACCUUUCCUCCUGCAGCUUCAGUUCCAGCAACUCAGAGCUUGGCGGCCCCGGCUCUGGGCAGAACCCUGUUCUCAGGGGCGGCUCCUAAAGGACAGUCAUAGGAAUAAUAACAGUGACUAGGUGUGCUAUUAGCUAAGCGCUGUGACAGAUGUUUUAGUGCCUCCUUUAAUUAUUACAACUAUCCAAGGAGCUGGGUGUUAUGAAACCCACUUUUUAUAGACAAAAGAGGCUAAGGCACCAAAAGGAUAAGAACUUGCUGGAGCCAGGAUUUGAACCCACACAGCAUGAGUACAGUCAGCGUUCUUGUUGGCCAUGCCGUCCUGGAUCUUUUUCAUUUGUCCCAGCUCUGCACAGAGCUUUCACUCCGUGAAAUCCUCUCAGAAGAAUCCAAAGAGAUCCAGGCGUUUGUCUUUUAAGAAACAGCUUUAUUGACAUAUGUUUUGUAUAUCAUAUCGUCCACCCAUUUCAAGUGAACAAUUCAGUGAUUUUUAGUAAAUUUACCAAAUGGUGCAACUAUGACUCUAAAUCAAUUUUAGAACAUUUUCAUCACCCCCGUAAGAUUGGUCCAAGCAUGCUUUACUCGAUUUUUCUCCCCUUCCUCUUGCCUGCUUCACAUCCAUAUAUUUAUUAUGUACAUAUACCAUCCCAGUACAUCCAUCAAAAACAAACAAACCUGAAGAGUUUAGGUAAGUAAAGUGAACAGAAAACAAAGUGGUGUGUCCCAGACCUGAAAGAAGCAUUUGUCACAGCAGCUGGCCUGGGACAGGGCCACAAGCAGGUUUCUCUUGGAAGGUGGGAAGGCUCCAGGAGCUGGGGUGAUGUCCUUGCAUGGUGGCUGCCAUCCCUGUAGGAGCCGUUGUAGCCGGGUCCACAGUGAGGCUUGACCUGGAGGCCCGGGAGCGGCAGGCCCAGGCCCACGGCAGCGACGAGGAGGAGGAGGAGGAGAGCCGGAGCACCGGGACACUAGAGCAAGAGAUCAGACGCCUGCGAGAAGAGGGUUCCCGGCAGCUGGAGGAGCAGCAGAGGGUGAUCCAGGAGCAGAUACGCCAGGAACGGGAACAGAGGUUGAGAGGAAUGGCAGAAAAUCCUGAAAGCAAAGGAACCCCCAAGCUAAAGGUGAGCCCUGCGGAUCUACGGGCCACCUCACACCAUCUCCUCUCAGCAGAACAGAUGCUUCCAUGGGCACAGCUCAAGUGGAAGAGCAAGGAGGCCAAGUCACAAGGCGGCUAUUCCAGAGAUGUCCUCCUGCGGCUUUUUCAAAAGUAUGGAGAGGUGCUCAACCUGGUACUGUCCAGUAAGAAGGCAGGCACCGCCGUGGUGGAGUUUGCAACCAUCAAGGCUGCGGAGCUGGCUGUCCAGAAUGAAGUGGGCCUAGUCGAUAACCCUCUGAAGAUUUCCUGGUUGGAGGGACGGCCCCAGAGCACAAUGGGCCCUAACCACCCAGGACUGUCCCAGGGUUCCGUGCGGUCUGAGAGGGACUAUGAGAGCCUCGUCAUGAUGCGCAUGCGCCAGGCAGCUGAGAGGCAGCAGCUGAUCGCCCAGAUGCAGCAGGAGGACCAGGCUGGGCAGCCCACGUAGCCUCCUGCCUCCAGCCCUCCCAUCCCACAGCCCUUUUCUUAAACGUCACCAAUAAACUUUUUUUUUUUUUUUUU
This is a messenger RNA of Aethalodelphis obliquidens (Pacific white-sided dolphin), 1710 nucleotides long. It is a transcript of the gene DNAJC17, whose product is annotated as DnaJ heat shock protein family (Hsp40) member C17. The coding region runs from base 887 to 1636 and encodes 249 amino acids. The record is from RefSeq and is a predicted model, not a curated record. Gene Ontology annotation, biological process: spliceosomal complex disassembly. Gene Ontology annotation, cellular component: spliceosomal complex. Lineage: Eukaryota; Metazoa; Chordata; Mammalia; Artiodactyla; Delphinidae. The transcript is spliced from 8 exons. Gene Ontology annotation, molecular function: RNA binding.